Molecule: messenger RNA, 1257 nt
Organism: Fusarium fujikuroi IMI 58289
Lineage: Eukaryota; Fungi; Ascomycota; Sordariomycetes; Hypocreales; Nectriaceae
Exons: 1
Coding region: 1-1257 (418 amino acids)
Source: RefSeq, a predicted model, not a curated record
AUGCCUGCCUCGUCACAGCAACCUAUGGCCCCGCCGGCCCGGUCCGAAGAAGAGAUCUCAACCGCAAGCGAAAGUGAGGCCGAAGAAGAGAUCGAGGUGCCGUCAAGUCAGCCUGCACCAAGUCAGUCUCUUCCCGCUCGACGUCCAACAGCACGACAGAAUGCGUCCAAGAGAGCGACGCGAAGAGCUCCUCGGAGUGACAUACAGAAUCCCGGCUCGAAGGCACGGUGGACCAGGGACCAGAUGGAGUAUCUCCUCGAGAGCUACGGCGCGAAGAGGGUAGCUGGGGAGCUAGAGAACGAGAAGACCCAGCUGCUGAAGACUAUCCACGCCAAGAUUGGCUGUGAGCUUGCUGAGCGAUAUCCCCCGAACGUUUUUGACCAGACGAAGGUCGGUCGUAAGCUCGGUGAACUGCUGAGAAAUUGGAAGGCAUUCCUUGCGAUAAUGAGGGAGACGAGCGGUGCAGGCUACGACCACGAGCUGGGCAUCGUCACCACAACCGACGAUAACUGGGAUCGGUGGGUGAAGAAGCAUGGAAUCGGGGCUGCCGCUAUCAAGCGGAACGGGCUCCAGAAGAUGGAUCUGUAUCAGCGGGCGUUCGAUGGCGUACAGGAAGUCGGACUUACGGCUCUCGAGGUCACUGACACUUCAGGCUUGUUAUCCCUCCGUAACGACAUGGAAGAGUCUCAAAUAGACUCUCAAAUAGACGAAGACCUAGUGUUCCACAGUCAGCCAUCUGCUCACGAAGCUGCACAGCGGCACUUACCCAGUCGGCCGUCGCCUUCGCCCUUCCGUGAAGUCACAGCAACUCCUGCUCCGUCGUCAUCUCAGACUUCUCAGUUGACUUCCUCACCGUCAGGUCGUCCCUCGCACCCGACAACUAGCAGCUCUGGAGACUCUCAGUCGCCGCAGCGUGUACGAAGACCUCACCGGCAUGUAGAUCCACAGGCAGGGUCGAUCGAGAAGGCAGUCUCCAAGCUGGUGACAAGUCGGGAGAAAAGUCGGAGACCUAUCGGUGCAGAUGACACACAAUCAGCAGUGCAGGAUGUACAGCAGAGGUUUCUGGAGAGAGCAGAUGAGGGAGAAAUAGAGACCUUCUUUGACUGGCUGCUUGGGGACAGCAUGCGUGCAGUCUUUUAUAAUAGUCUGAACGAGAGGAUGAAGGAGAGACUUUUUUGUUCGAAGUCUGGAUGUAUAGUGCUUAGGAGUCCGCAGAUUGAUCUGGAAAUGACACAGGAUAGUGAGUUUGACUCGUAG